UGGAAGCGCUGUUGUGCUUUGCUCUCCCUGUGAUUGGACGAUGAAAAGGAAGCUACUUCCUGAAGACGCCGCUUGCCUGCUAACUUUACCUCAUGCGGCGUUCAAGUCAAAACGGGAAAAACAAUGUCACACAGACACCGGCUAACAGUUCGAAUACCAGCGGUUCUCUUGGAGAUGGAUCGACCCUUCCCAGAGUUCAGUGUCCCAACCACCCCGAUGCCAUCCUGGUGGAGGACUACAGAGCAGGGGAUAUGAUUUGCCCCGAGUGUGGCCUGGUCGUAGGCGAUCGUGUGAUCGACGUAGGCUCCGAGUGGAGGACGUUUUCCAAUGAGAAGGCUCUCAAAGAUCCAUCCAGAGUGGGAGACGCCCAGAACCCGCUGCUGAAUGGAGGAGACCUCACCACCAUGAUCAGCAAGGGAACGGGCGCCGCGAGUUUUGACGAGUUUGGCAACUCCAAGUACCAGAACCGCCGCACCAUGAGCAGCUCGGACCGCGCCAUGCUCAACGCCUUCAAAGAGAUCACCACUAUGGCGGAUCGAAUCAACCUGCCAAGAAACAUUAUAGAUAGAACCAACAACCUAUUCAAACAAGUUUAUGAACAGAAGAGCCUGAAGGGCCGAGCGAACGACGCCAUCGCAUCGGCCUGCCUCUACAUCGCCUGCAGACAAGAAGGUGUCCCCCGAACAUUUAAAGAAAUCUGCGCCGUGUCCCGCAUCUCCAAGAAGGAAAUCGGCCGCUGUUUCAAACUGAUCCUGAAGGCCCUGGAGACCAGCGUGGACCUCAUCACCACCGGAGAUUUCAUGUCCCGCUUCUGCUCCAACCUGGGCCUGCCCAAGCAGGUGCAGAUGGCCGCCACCUACAUAGCCAUGAAGGCCGUCGAGCUGGACCUGGUGCCCGGCAGGAGUCCCAUCUCCGUGGCCGCCGCCGCCAUCUACAUGGCCUCGCAGGCCUCUGCUGAGAAGAAGACGCAGAAAGAAAUCGGGGACAUCGCCGGUGUUGCAGAUGUGACCAUCCGACAGUCGUACCGACUCAUCUACCCUCGCGCCGCAGAACUUUUCCCUGUGGACUUCAAAUUCGACACACCUGUCGACAAGCUGCCCCAACUGUGAAAAAAAUCUCCUUCGCCCCCACCCCACCAGCGGCACUACCGCGUCUGCUACUUCCACCAUUGUUCUUCUUUUGUCGUUGGUUUUGUCCCGAUGAUUUCAAGCCUUUGUCAAGGCACCCUCACAGCAGAAAGAUGGACACACAUUCCAGUGAUCACCAGAGAAGAACUCUCCUGACC
Molecule: messenger RNA, 1285 nt
Organism: Hippocampus comes (tiger tail seahorse)
Lineage: Eukaryota; Metazoa; Chordata; Actinopteri; Syngnathiformes; Syngnathidae
Gene: gtf2b
Product: general transcription factor IIB
Exons: 7
Coding region: 93-1109 (338 amino acids)
Biological process (GO): RNA polymerase II preinitiation complex assembly; transcriptional start site selection at RNA polymerase II promoter; RNA polymerase II core complex assembly
Cellular component (GO): transcription preinitiation complex; nucleus
Molecular function (GO): RNA polymerase II core promoter sequence-specific DNA binding; TBP-class protein binding; RNA polymerase II general transcription initiation factor activity
Source: RefSeq, a predicted model, not a curated record